GCCAGACUCUCUUCAUCCCCACAGGCUGGAUUCAUUCAGUUUUGACUCCUGUGGACUGCCUGGCUUUUGGCGGAAACUUCCUGCACAGUCUAAAUAUAGCAAUGCAGCUCAGAGCAUAUGAGAUUGAAAAGCGGCUGAGUACGGCUGAUCUGUUCAAGUUUCCAAAUUUUGAGUCCAUCUGUUGGUAUGUGGGAAAACACUUACUGGACACAUUUCGUGGUCUGCGAGAGAACAGAAGCAUCCAGCUACGUACCUGCUGCAUGGAGCCAAAGCGCUUAAUACAGCUUUUAGGUCCUGGACCAAGAAAGAGGCAUUAAUGGAUCACGAGGAGGAAAUCCCAGAGACCAUAGUUACUUCUCAGCUCAUUAAGGAUCUUGAUCGAGAAAUCCGGCUAAUGGAGGAUAUAUUUCAUCAAAACAUUGAGAAGACUGGCAAUCUUUUGGGUAUGACGAGAAGCCCCAUGACAAGCACUUCCUCUCCCGUGAAAAUGUCUCUGCUGGCCAAGGGUCCUAAGAAAAAGGGGGUCAAGACCAAAGAUUUUGUCAAAAAAGGUGGAAGAUGGGGCAAAGAUGGGCAGGACGAUGACUCGGAGCUUGCUGAUAUUCAAAAUCCGAGGAAGGUCUUUGUUCACAAGAAAGAAAUGGUG
Staurois parvus is the source of this 646-nucleotide messenger RNA. The record is from the annotation of a GenBank genome assembly. Lineage: Eukaryota; Metazoa; Chordata; Amphibia; Anura; Ranidae.